Hippopotamus amphibius kiboko is the source of this 3878-nucleotide messenger RNA. RefSeq names its product transcription factor Sp1-like. Gene Ontology annotation, molecular function: DNA-binding transcription factor activity, RNA polymerase II-specific; RNA polymerase II cis-regulatory region sequence-specific DNA binding. The transcript has a single exon. Gene Ontology annotation, biological process: regulation of transcription by RNA polymerase II. The record is from RefSeq and is a predicted model, not a curated record. NCBI's taxonomy places the organism in Eukaryota, Metazoa, Chordata, Mammalia, Artiodactyla, Hippopotamidae.
GAUAAAUUAAAAUCAAUUAAUUAAAAACUAAAAUGUUUUUUCCACGCCCCUCACCCCGAAACCGCCCUUUCCCUCUACGGCCCGCCCUUUAGCCGCCCCGAAACGCCUGAUUUCUAACCCCUGGACCUCUUUAGCCCCUUACUAGUAUUCACAAAUGUUUCCCCACUCAAACUUUUUAUCUGUUCUUUUGCCCUUUCUUCUUUCCUCUUGUUACUUUUUACACUUGAAUUUUUCUCUUUCUCCAUCUCCUUUGAUCCUAAUUUUAGCAAGCUUUCCAUCCACCCACAUGUUGUUUUGUGCCUUACCUAUCUUUAUUUUCCCCAGGAUACUUCUACACUUUUCCAACAUGCCCACCGACCCUCACAUUUCCUAUACCAAAAGCACCUUUUCAGUGUUUUCUGAGUUUAAUUUUGUGCAAGGGAGAGUUGAGGCCCAGUUUUGGCAUCACCUAGCUUUGUUCACAUCCUACUGGUCCUACAACUGUUCUUUCUCCCCCAUUCCUUUUUUUUUUUUUUUUUUUUAAAUACUGGCGCCUUUGGCCUUCCUGUUAGUCAUUUCAGUUUCAUCACAGCCUCCUUUACCCUUCCUCACUUCACCCUUUUCCUUUCUCCAACUUUAAGUUAUUUUAAAAUUAUUUUUAGACCAAGAUCACUCCAUGGACGAAAUGACAGCCGUGGUGAAGAUUGAAAAAGGAGUUGGUGGCAAUAAUGGGGGCAAUGGUAAUGGUGGUGGUGCCUUUUCUCAGGCUCGAAGCAGCAGCACAGGCAGUAGCAGCAGCGGAGGAGGAGGAGGGCAGGAAUCCCAGCCAUCCCCUUUGGCUCUCCCGGCAGCAACUUGCAGCAGAAUUGAGUCACCCAAUGAAAACAGCAACAACUCCCAGGGCCCAAGCCAGUCAGGGGGCACAGGUGAGCUUGAUCUCACAGCCACACAACUUUCCCAGGGUGCCAAUGGUUGGCAGAUCAUCUCUUCCUCCUCUGGGGCUACCCCUACCUCGAAGGAACAGAGUGGCAGCAGUACCAAUGGCAACAAUGGCAGUGAGUCUUCCAAGAAUCGCACGGUCUCUGGUGGGCAGUAUGUUGUGGCUGCCACCUCCAACCUGCAGAACCAGCAAGUCCUGACAGGACUGCCUGGAGUGAUGCCUAAUAUUCAGUAUCAAGUAAUCCCACAGUUCCAGACGGUUGAUGGGCAACAGCUGCAAUUUGCUGCCACUGGGGCCCAAGUGCAGCAGGAUGGUUCGGGCCAGAUACAGAUCAUACCAGGUGCAAACCAACAGAUCAUCACAAAUCGAGGAAGUGGAGGCAACAUCAUUGCUGCUAUGCCAAACCUACUCCAGCAGGCUGUCCCCCUCCAAGGCCUGGCUAAUAAUGUACUCUCAGGACAGACUCAAUAUGUGACCAAUGUACCAGUGGCCCUGAAUGGGAAUAUUACCUUGCUACCUGUCAACAGCGUUUCUGCAGCUACCUUGACUCCUAGCUCUCAGGCAGUCACGAUCAGCAGUUCUGGGUCCCAGGAGAGUGGCUCACAGCCUGUCACCUCAGGGACUGCCAUCAGUUCUGCCAGUUUGGUAUCAUCACAAGCCAGUUCCAGCUCCUUUUUCACCAAUGCCAAUAGCUACUCAACAACUACUACCACCAGCAACAUGGGAAUUAUGAACUUUACCAGCAGCAGAUCAGCAGGGACCAACUCUCAAGGCCAGACACCGCAGAGGGUCAGUGGGCUGCAGGGGUCUGACACUCUGAACAUCCAGCAGAGCCAGACAUCUGGAGGCUCACUGCCAGCAAGUCAGCAAAAAGAGGGAGAGCAAAACCAGCAGACGCCGCAACAACAACAAAUUCUCAUCCAGCCUCAACUAGUUCAAGGCGGACAGGCCCUCCAGGCCCUCCAAGCGGCCCCAUUGUCAGGGCAGACCUUUACAACUCAAGCUAUCUCCCAGGAAACCCUCCAGAACCUUCAGCUUCAGGCUGUUCCAAACUCUGGCCCCAUCAUCAUCCGGACACCAACAGUGGGGCCCAAUGGACAGGUCAGUUGGCAGACUCUUCAGUUGCAGAACCUCCAAGUUCAGAACCCACAGGCCCAGACAAUCACCUUGGCCCCAAUGCAGGGUGUUUCCUUGGGGCAGACCAGCAGCAGCAGUACCACCCUUACACCUAUUGCCUCAGCUGCCUCCAUCCCUGCCGGCACAGUCACUGUGAAUGCUGCUCAGCUCUCCUCCAUGCCUGGCCUCCAGACCAUUAACCUCAGUGCAUUGGGUGCUUCAGGAAUCCAGGUGCACCAGCUUCCAGGCCUGCCCUUGGCUAUAACAAAUGCCACAGGUGAUCAUGGAGCUCAGCUUGGCCUCCAUGGGGCUGAUGGUGAUGGAAUACAUGAUGACCCAACAGGCGGAGACGAAGGAGAGAACAGCCCAGAUCCCCAACCCCAAGCUGGUCGGAGGACCCGGCGGGAAGCAUGCACCUGCCCCUACUGUAAAGAUAGUGAAGGAAGGGGCUCUGGGGAUCCUGGCAAGAAGAAACAGCACAUUUGCCACAUGCAAGGCUGUGGCAAAGUAUAUGGCAAGACCUCACACCUACGGGCACACUUGCGCUGGCAUACAGGCGAGAGGCCAUUCAUGUGUACCUAGUCAUACUGUGGGAAACGUUUCACACGUUCGGAUGAGCUUCAGAGGCACAAACGCACACACACGGGCGAGAAGAAAUUUGCCUGCCCUGAGUGUCCCAAGCGCUUCAUGAGGAGUGACCACCUGUCAAAGCAUAUCAAGACCCACCAGAAUAAGAAGGGAGGCCCAGGUGUAGCCCUAAGUGUGGGCACUUUGCCCCUGGACAGUGGGGCAGGUUCAGAAGGCAGCGGCAGUGCCACCCCUUCGGCCCUUAUUACCACCAACAUGGUAGCCAUGGAGGCUAUCUGUCCAGAGGGUAUUGCCCGUCUUGCCAACAGUGGCAUCAACGUCAUGCAGGUGGCAGAUCUGCAGUCCAUUAAUAUCAGUGGCAAUGGCUUCUGAGAUGAGGCACCCGGGGCCAGAGACAUAUGGGCCAUACCCAUCAACCCUGGGAUGCAAGGUAGCAUGGGUCCAAGAGACAUGUGGGAGAGAGAGCCAUGAGGCAUUAAAAAUGCAUGGUGGUGGGAAGAAUUGGGGGAGGGAUACAAGAGAAGAGAUGGGGUCCUGGCACACACCUGUAUCAUCAGUACCUCCUUGAAGUGGGAAACAUUAGUGAAAAUUCUGGCGGUGCCACCCUUUGAUGCGCAUUUGUUUGACCCCAGUUUCUUAACACUUCUUACCCCAGCUUCCCCUUCCUGCAUUUCCCUUCUCAGCUCCCCCAUGAUGGAUCCCCCCCUUUCCUAAAGCCAUCAUGCCUUGAUAAAUAUAUAUGAUCAUUGAAAUACUUUUUAACAAAAAACAGAUUCUAUAUUAUAUAUAUAUAUAUAUAUAAAAGAUAUAUAGAGAUGCAUUUGCAGGGGUUGGCUGGGAGGAGGAAGGAGACCAUUCUGUGACCAAAAUAACUUGGUCAUUUUUUUUAUAUUGCCUUAUUUCCUUAUGGCUGAGCCUUGUUGUGACACAUCAAGAUUUUCUAUAGAUGUUGUCUUGGCUUCCCACCAGAUUAAGCAUUUAUAUGCUCUGCUUUUAGUUUAUAUAUACAUACAUAAUGUUUUUCUUUCUUAAUUUUGUCUUUUAAUUUGGGAUCAGCUUCUUGCACUCUUUCCCUGACUCAACCCUUUCUGUCUCCCUUCUCUCACCUGAUCACUUCAUGUUUUGUUUUUGGUAGCGGUCCCUGGAAGAGGCACUUCUGUUAUUCUUUUAAAGUCCUUAGUCCCAGCAACAGAAUGGAGAAACCUUGAAGCUCAGGCGAAUGCUUGGGGUAGCUGUGAAGAGAGUGUUCAAAAUA